This is a messenger RNA of Lactuca virosa, 903 nucleotides long. The record is from the annotation of a GenBank genome assembly. NCBI's taxonomy places the organism in Eukaryota, Viridiplantae, Streptophyta, Magnoliopsida, Asterales, Asteraceae.
CAAGAACAAAAUAGGGUUUAGCAUUCAAACCCCUCUCGUUAUUACAAUGGGGGAUCGAGAGCAAAAUCAAUAUGAAAGUCCAAGUCAAAAUCAAUACGAAAAUCAAAAUCCAAGUCAAAAUCAUGUCGGUUUCGAGAGCUACGUGGUGAUACACAACAUAGCAAAGCGGCACAAUGUUGGUACAUUAGCUCGUAGCGCCACCGCAUUCGGCGUUUCCGAGCUCAUUCUGGUUGGCCGCCGUGACUUCAACGCCUUCGGCAGCCACGGAUCUACCUCUCAUCUUCGCUUCCGCCACUUCUACUCCCUGUCCGACGCCCGUCUCUUCCUUAAGGAGAAAGAUUGUGAUAUAUGCGGUGUGGAAAUUACUGACAACGCGACAGCUGUAAAUGGACACCCGUUUAAGAAAAACACAGCUUUUCUUCUCGGCAACGAGGGUAGUGGAUUAUCUGCUAAAGAAUGUGAAUUUUGUGAUUAUUUCGUGUAUAUUCCACAAUAUGGGUGUGGCACUGCUUCUCUAAAUGUCACUGUUGCAGCUUCCAUUGUUCUACAUCACUUUGCAGUUUGGGGGGGAUUUCCUGAGCGAACACGCGAUGGGAACAAAUUUGUUGUGGCAGAACGGCCCGUGCGUAAAGUGGGCCGUAACUUCUCCACAGAAACAGCCGAGUCUGUCACUGAAGAACGAAAACUUAAAAAAGAAAAUGAUGCCAUAAACGGAUUUUUUGAUGAAUCGCAUGAAGACGAUUCUUCUAAACUUCUUGAUUCUGUUUUUGGAGAUUAAUUUCUAAAAAAUCUUUACGGAGUUUUACUUGGAUGCUCUAGGUAAAUUGUAGUGAUUUGUACUUUACUAUUUUUAGUAAUAUCGACAAUGUACUUUAUUUUUUUUUUAACUAUAAUAGCAAUGUA